Molecule: messenger RNA, 2556 nt
Organism: Podarcis raffonei (Aeolian wall lizard)
Lineage: Eukaryota; Metazoa; Chordata; Lepidosauria; Squamata; Lacertidae
Product: vomeronasal type-2 receptor 26-like
Exons: 6
Coding region: 1-2556 (851 amino acids)
Biological process (GO): G protein-coupled receptor signaling pathway
Cellular component (GO): membrane
Molecular function (GO): G protein-coupled receptor activity
Source: RefSeq, a predicted model, not a curated record
AUGCCCCGUGGAGUCUUUAGGAACCUGGAAGCAAAAUGCCCCUUGAAUCUGAUCAAGGACCAGCAUGAAGCACUCAGUUACUACCGGCCUGGAAACUUCCUCAUUAGUGGGAUUGUAUCUCCAAAAUAUUUUUUCGGAAAACUUCCAUACAACUUUUCCCAGACCCCCUUAACCAGGGAUAAGGGUUUGUCUGCCAGCAGGUACUGGCGAAUCUUGUCAUUCUUGUUCACCAUCCAGGAGAUCAACAGUAAUCCCAGGAUCUUACCCAACAUCACCCUGGGUUACAACCUCUAUGAGAACCAUUUAGAUGAAAGGAUAACUUCUGAUGCCACGAUAGAUCUGCUUGCAGGUGUGGAAAGCAAUAUUCCGAACUAUAACUGUGGGAAACAGAAUAACCUGCUGGCUGUUCUUGAAGGGGGAAAUUCUGCAAUCUCAAAGCAGAUUUCAUCCAUGUUAAGCAUCUACAAAAUCCCACAGGUCAAUUUUGCCUUCAUGGCUCAGGUUCUUGAAGAUAAAACCCAGUCCCCAUUUGUCCACCAGAUGGUCCCCAAAGAAGAAGCUCAAUAUCAGGGCAUUGUCAAGUUGCUCCUGCAUUUUGGGUGGACGUGGAUCAGCCUCCUUGCUCCGGACAAUGAUGCUGGAGGAAGAUUUGUGAGUGACUUAACGCCUCUGCUGAUUGGCAGCGGGAUUUGCAUUGCCUUGUCCAAAAGAUUUCCAGAAAAGGAUCUAAUUAAAAUUUUCAGCUCAAAUGAACCAUAUGGAACCUGGAGACAAGUCGAUGUAUGUGUUUGCUACAUAACCACUCAAAUGGGCUCAGCUAUAAUUAUUGCAAUUCAAAUAGCACGUGGGAAACAAAUUGGGCCAAAAGUCUGGAUCACAACAGCUUUUCAGGACAUCGACUUGAAUUUGUCUUAUCCUCCUUCUAUCUUCCAGCACUUUCAUGGUUCUUUAUCCUUUGUAAUGAAAACCAAGAUCAGUAGCAGCAGAAGUGCCGACUCCAUACCAGGCUCCCAUCUUCUUCAGCAAUUUUGGGAGGAAGCUUUUCAUUGUUCAUAUUCAAAACAUGUGCUGUCUGUGAGAGGCUGGACAAGGUGUGCAGAGGAGGAGAAACUGCAGGAUCUGCCCCAAGAGGAGCUCCAGAGAGCCCUGUCUCAAGACAGCUACAGCGCUUACCUCAAUAUUCAAGCUGUGGCUCAGGCCUUAAAUGCAGCAUAUUCAUCUAGAUCCAGGUGGAUGUUAAUGGUGAAUGGAGGAGACACAUGUUCCAAUCAAAGGUUAUGGCAAUGGCAGCUUCACCCUUUCUUAAGAGAAAUCCAGUGUUCAAACACUUCCAUGGGCAGACUAUGUUUGGAUGAGAAUGGGGAGCUGCCAGCUGACUUUGAUAUUGAUAACUGGGUGAUGUUCCCUAACGGGUCCUGUGUUAGAGUGAAAAUUGGGAGUCUGGAGAGAGUGACUUCUACUGGCCUAAAGUUCGCCAUUAACCCAGAAGCCAUUGAGUGGCCCAAGCAGUUUAACAAGACUGUGCCUCGCUCCAGGUGUACCGAAAGCUGCCACCCUGGAUAUGCCAAGGUAGUUCAAGAAGGAGAUCCAGUUUGCUGCUACUCUUGUGUUCCAUGUGCGGAAGGGACCAUCUCCACUCAGGAAGAUGCAGACCAUUGCACCAAAUGCCCAGAAGCUCACCAUCCAAACAAGGACCAGGAUCAAUGUAUUCCCAAGAUUAUCACCUUCCUGACCUAUGAAGAAUCUUUGGGGAUCCUUCUGGUUUCUGUUGCCCUUUUAUUGUCAUUAACCACAAGCUUCGUUUUAGGAAUCUUCAUUAAAUACAUGAAAACUCCCAUAGUCAAAGCCAACAACCGGGACCUCUCCUUCAUCCUCCUCAUCUCCCUCUUGCUUUCAUUUUUGUCCUCCUUCCUGUUCAUCGGCCAGCCAGGGAAAGUGACCUGCCUUCUCCAACAAGCAGCCUUUAGCAUUAUAUUCUCAGUUGCUGUUUCCUCUGUGUUGGCAAAAACCAUCACUGUGGUGCUGGCCUUCCUGGCCACAAAGCCAGGGAACACUAUGAGGAGAUGGCUGGGGAAGUGUUUGGCCAACUCCAUUGUCAUUUCCUGUUCCAGUGUCCAAAUUGUCAUCUGUACCAUCUGGCUGGGGAUCUCUCCCCCAUUCCCAGACUCUGACACGUGCUCCCAGCCUAAAGAGAUCAUCCUGCAAUGCAAUGAAGGGUCUGUUGCCAUGUUUUAUGCUGCCCUCGGUUACAUGGGCUUCCUGGCUGCCAUCUGCUUCACGGUGGCUUUCUUGGCCAGGAAGCUGCCUGGGGCCUUCAAUGAAGCCAAGCUGAUCACCUUCAGCAUGCUGGUCUUCUGCAGCGUUUGGGUCUCCUUUGUGCCCACCUACCUGAGCACAAAGGGGAAAUACAUGGUAGCUGUGCAGAUCUUCUCUAUCUUGGCUUCUAGUGCUGGGCUUCUGGGCUGCAUCUUCAUUCCCAAGUGCUACAUUCUUGUGCUGAGGCCUGAUCUGAACACAAAGGAGCAUUUGACUGCAAAAGCUAAAGCUGGCACCUGA